This is a messenger RNA of Raphanus sativus (radish), 2049 nucleotides long. RefSeq lists its product as uncharacterized. NCBI's taxonomy places the organism in Eukaryota, Viridiplantae, Streptophyta, Magnoliopsida, Brassicales, Brassicaceae. The transcript has a single exon. The coding region runs from base 1 to 2049 and encodes 682 amino acids. The record is from RefSeq and is a predicted model, not a curated record.
AUGGAUUGGGAGGUAGAGGCAGAGUCGAAUCCAGAUUUGAUGGCCUCGUUGCUGUUCUUUAAGAUAAUACCUAUUUGCGAGUCUGAGCUAACGGACUUGCAGGAGAUGUUCUUAUCACUCCUUCUUGAAAUACUCACUCUCUUCACCUCUGAUCUAACUGAAUCAGAGUUGGAAACUAAGCUCAUACCACGCAUCGAUCAGUGGAUCUCCAUCCUCCCUUACAUGGAUUUGGAUCCUCAGUCUGAGCCGGUCUUGGAACUCGAAUCACUCAUUACUCAAAAGCUCUCAGUGGACGAACUGAAGCGAGGGCUCAUAUCACCUAUUAAUCAAAUAUACUCCAUCGUGGUCUGUUCUCCAGAAUCAAAGCUAGAGUGGGAGAAGAAGCCAACUAAUCUUAUUUGCCUAUCCCCUCAAGUGCAACUAUACUUCGAGAAAGGAAAAUUUUCUGUCGCUGGAGAAGUAGAGUGGAGCAGCAGCAGCAAUGAGGAGUGUUGGUUUAACGAGAGGAAACAAGGUAUCUACUUCCUCUGCCGUAACUGCAACGGCAAGUACCAUGAAGAAUACCAAAAAGCUCAAGUUGUAAUCAAGAACCACCACCUUCAUCCCAAACAUCAUCUCCAACUUGCCACUUUCCUAGACAGAAGCAGAGAAUGUUAUUGUUGUGAUGACGAUCUCUUGGGGGUGUUUUAUUACUGCUCCUCUUGUGAUUUCGCUAUGAACGUCCCUUGCGUGGAGAAGCCGCCACUGUCGUUAUCUAUUGAUCAUCCCAAGUGGCAUGAGCAUCCACUUUCCCUGUUUUCAAGACAUGUUCCUUUGAACUGCAGCCUCUGUGCUUUGUCUGAUUUGAACUCUCCUAUCUAUAUGUGUCCCCCUUGUGGCUUUGUGGUCCAUCUACGAUGUAUCAAAAACUUACCACGUGUCAUACGGAUAUCUCGCCAUCCUCAUCGUAUCUCUUUCACCCAUUCUUUUGAUGACCAAAGAGAUUGGUCUUGUGGUGUUUGUCGUAGAAAGAUAGACAAUGAUUACGGUGGAUAUUCUUGCCUCAAGGAUGGAUGUUCGUAUGCUGCUCAUUCCAAAUGUGCCACCCAGAGCAACGUUUGGGAUGGUAAAGAACUUGAAGGAGAGCCAGAAGAAGCUGAAGAUGAAGAUGUUGAACCUUUUGUGAGGAUAAGCGAUGGAAUCAUACAGCAUUUCAGUCAUGAACAUCAUCAUUUGAAGCUUCAUGAGAAUAUUUAUGAAGAUUACGAUGACAGCAAGCAGUGUCAUGCAUGCAUCACACCAAUCUAUUUCGGUAGCUUCUACUCGUGUACGCAAUGUGAUUUCAUAUUACACGAAGCAUGUGCGAAUCUUUCUCGCAAAAUUUUUCACCCAAUACAUCCACAUAAGCUCAUACUAAUGGGAGAAUAUGAUGGUGGUACAAACGAUUAUAAUUUAUGUUCAGCUUGUCCUAGACAUUGCACUGGCUUCACCUAUAAGUGCACCAAACAAAGAUGUCCUUUUCAGAUUCACGUGCAGUGCGCCACAAUCUCUGAGCCACUACUCCAUGAAAGUCAUACGCAUCCUUUAUUUCUAACAUCCAAACCAGGGGAGUGGAGAACAUGUUCGAUUUGCAAAGACUAUCUAUAUAGUGACAGGGAAACAUUCAACUGCAUUGAAUGUGACUUUGCUCUUUGUUUUGCAUGUGCUACUUUACCUCAAAAGGUUAGGUAUAAGUAUGAUAAGCAUACGCUCACACUUUCUUAUGGGGAGGAGACAACAAGUAGCAUGGUGUAUUGGUGCGAAGCUUGUGAGAAACAAAUAGAUUUGAAGAAACAGUUUUACAAGUGUGAUGAGUAUUGUUGUGUUACUCUACACGUUGACUGUCUCCUUGGGUGGACAUUGUACAUGAGGCCAGGUUCAUCGUUUCCUUACUCGAGUAAACGAUUUGAUGUUGUCCGCAACAAUCGUAUGUCGAGACCUUUCUGCGAGCGUUGUGAAAAGCGUUGUGAAGACAUAAUCUAUUUCCACCGCUUGGGAUCAAUAAUUUGCUCUCUACAUUGUGCUUACUAG